Molecule: messenger RNA, 1050 nt
Organism: Adineta ricciae
Lineage: Eukaryota; Metazoa; Rotifera; Eurotatoria; Adinetida; Adinetidae
Source: the annotation of a GenBank genome assembly
AUGACAGUCUACAUUAUUCACGAAAAUGAUGCAUGGUUACCACCAUUUCGAGAAGCAUUCGAAGCUCUCCAAUUGCCAUUUGUCGAGUGGAACUUGAGUAAAACACAUGGGUAUUCAUUGACUCAAUCGCCAAACCCUGAUGCAAUCUAUUUCAACCGUAUUUCACCAUCGUCACAUACUCGCAAUCAUCGUUUUUCUUGUGAAAUUACAAGUCAAGUGCUCGAAUACCUUUCACUACAUUCUUGUCGAAUAAUCAACGAUCAACGAGCACUUUCGCUCGAACUAUCCAAGGUCAAACAGUAUGUCGAAUUAACAAAAAGUGGUAUUCGUGUCCCACGAACGGCAUUUGUUGCGAGUGCGACAUCACUUAAUCAGACUGAAACUGCGCAAGCAAAAGAAAGCUUUCUUCAAACAUUAAGGGAAACAGCACGUGACAAUUUCUUCGACGAAUCAACGCAAAAAUGGAUACCAUUUGUUAGUAAACACAAUCGAGCAGGUAAAGGGCUCGGUGUGCACCUCUUCACUGAUGAUAAACAACUAGAAAAGCAGUUCGAAACUCUCCUAACCACAAACACUGACGCUGAAGAAUUUUCCGUUGACGGAAUCUAUCUUCUGCAAGAAUAUAUUAAGUCACCUCAACAGGUGAUCAAUCGAGCGGAAUUCAUUGGGUACAAAUUAAUGUAUGUGAUCGAAGUGGACACGCGUCAAGGUUUUCAACUGUGUCCAAGUGACGCUUGUCGGAAAACAGCGGACUCGAAACUUGUCAAACAGAGUGCGGACGAAAUCAAACAUGGGUUCGAUAUUCGGCCGAUCGAGUCAUUGAACGAACGGGAAAAGCAACUUGUUCAACAGCUGGAAAACUUUCUCGAACAACGACAAAUUGAAGUCGCCGGAAUUGAGUGGGUUGACGAUGGAACAAAUGUUUAUGUGUAUGAUGUGAACUGCAACACGAAUUAUAACGUCGCUGCUGAAACACGCUUUUUCGGUUCCAUGCACGGCACAAUUCAACUAGGACAAUAUUUUCAAAAAGAAUUACAAAAACUGAAAUAA